This is a messenger RNA of Durotheca rogersii, 2163 nucleotides long. RefSeq names its product Pkinase-domain-containing protein. Gene Ontology annotation, molecular function: protein serine/threonine kinase activity; ATP binding. The record is from RefSeq and is a predicted model, not a curated record. Gene Ontology annotation, biological process: intracellular signal transduction; protein phosphorylation. NCBI's taxonomy places the organism in Eukaryota, Fungi, Ascomycota, Sordariomycetes, Xylariales, Xylariaceae. The transcript is spliced from 6 exons. Gene Ontology annotation, cellular component: cytoplasm. The coding region runs from base 1 to 2163 and encodes 720 amino acids.
AUGGAGUCGGUGUCGACCGCCACCGAGGCCGCACCAGAGAAGCUGAUCGAAUCGAGAAUCAGGGCGCAAACCUUCGACGAUGCGCGGAGGUCGCCUCAGUCGCCGCGGAUCACCGUCCACCAGGUCAUUGAUGCGCCAGAGCGGCCCUCAUAUGCCCCUCUUAUGUCUGCGCCGCCCACUGUUCUUCACUUCCAAAGCCCCAUGAGGCAUCAUAGAAGAACCCCCUCCCAGCAUCGCGAGGUGAAAGAAACACUCAAUGCCAAGACUGAGUAUACGAACGACGAGACGGAUGGGAGGUCCCAGCAGGUCAUCAACCAGUACACCAUCCACGAGGAGAUCGGCAGGGGCUCUUAUGGCGCCGUGCACCUGGCUACCGACCAGUUCGGCACCGAAUAUGCUAUUAAAGAAUUCUCAAAGCUACGCCUUCAUAAGCGUGCUCAAUCCAACAUCCUACGAAGACCAGAAGGUGGCAGGUCGCGACAGCUUCCUCCGGGGCGAAGCCUCUGGAACACCCACAGGAAGCAACUCAGCCAUCAGGAUGAAGCCGAAGCGAAGGAUGCCCUGUUCCUGAUACGGGAGGAGAUUGCUAUCAUGAAAAAGCUCAACCACCCAAAUCUGGUGCAACUGAUCGAAGUUCUUGACGACCCGGAUAAUGACUCCUUGUACAUGGUGCUAGAGAUGUGCAAGAAAGGCGUAGUCAUGAAGGUCGGCUUAGACGAGUCGGCAGUCCCCUACGACGAUGAACGCUGCCGUCACUGGUUUCGGGACCUGAUAUUGGGCAUAGAAUAUCUCCAUUCCCAAGGCGUCGUACAUCGGGACAUCAAACCGGACAACCUCCUGCUCACGGAGGAUGAUGUGCUGAAGAUAGUCGAUUUUGGAGUGUCUGAGAUGUUCGACAAACCAGACCGCAUGAUGACCAGCAAGUCUGCUGGUUCUCCGGCCUUCUUGCCGCCUGAACUAUGCCAGGCUAAGCACGGCGACGUUUCCGGCAAAGCAGCAGAUGUGUGGUCGAUGGGGGUCUCUCUAUACUGCCUCAAAUACGGAAAGCUACCAUUUCGAGGGGCCAACGUACUCGACAUGUAUGAAGCCAUUCGUACACAAGAAGUUCAGAUACCUCCCGACGAAGACAAAGACUUUGCGGAUCUCAUCACCAGGAUACUGGACAAGAACAGCGAGACGAGGCUGACGCUUCGAGAGAUCAGAAACCACCCCUGGGUUACGAAAGGGGGUACCGAUCCACUGCUUUCGGAGGAAGAGAACUGUGUAGACGAGGUGGAACCGCCGAACGCAUUAGAAGUUAACCACGCAAUCACACUAAAAAUGGAUCACUUAUUCUGUGUGUUGAGGGCAAUCCAACGAUUCAAGGGUCUCAUCUCCAAGAGCAGAGUCGCGACGCCCGACGUCCAAACGCCACGAACACUUCACGAGCAACCACUCCCGGAAACGGCGGUCACCGCGCAAAUCUCGGACGUGCUCGCAACGCCGACCCCGGAUCCACAGGUUAGUAAGACAGCAUCUCAAAGGUCGAUCUCGGAGGAGGCAGUUGAGCUCGUCCAGUUACGGAGGGCAUUCCUCGCCGCGCAACGAGAGGGGUCGAGCAAGGUCCAGCCUUCCCCUGCUACAGAAGAUAGAGGCAACCUCCCCGAUUCGACAGACAAGAGCCCGCCCUUCCUGGGCGUCGGCACGGGCGGGCGCGACGACUUCGCCUCCUCGGAGCCCCCGGCUGACGUGGUGUCCGAUUCGCCCACCGGCAUCGACUUUGACGUCUAUGACCGCGCUUUCGAAACUGAAAUCAAACGCAUCCGCUCCGAUAAGAAAAAAGGACAUGCCAAGACAUAUCUCACCAGACUGGUAGGCGAGCAAGAGAGAGACAAGUACGUCGGCGACGAGCGCAUGGUGCUAGAAGCUGGAAAGCCCCUGGCUCCCAGCGCAUACUCUCAUGGGUCUUCGGCUAUGUUGUCAGGGUUGAACUACAUAUACGAGACGAGCCACAGCUUGCAUCACGACGCCACCAAGGGAGAAAAGUUCGAUGUCGACACGCAGAGAGGCCAAGGCCAAGGCGGCAUCAGAAGGGCCGCGGGAGCAAUCGAGGAAAAGACGCACAAAUUUGCAGACCUCGUUACGGCCGUGACGAAGGACCUAAAGCAAAGGAAUACGAACUAA